CUAUAUAUAGGUCCAUUUGAAUUGAUCACUCUCAACUCUCAACACUUAUUUCACUCUCUUCUGAAGCAAAACAAAAAAUUGGAAGAGCAAUUGUCAAAAACAAGGAAAAAAAAAACUUAAAGGAAAAGACAAAAGGCAAAGAAAAAAAAAAAGAACAAAUUUUGGGAAAAACUUGCAUCAUCAUCAUCAUCAUCAAUGGCGAUCGGUGGAGCAAUUAGCAGUGGCGAAAAUGUACAUUACAAUGGGAAAGUUACAAUAACCGUCUUGCUUUCAUGUAUUAUUGCAGCCACCGGUGGACUGCUCUUUGGCUAUGAUACUGGAGUUACAGGUGGAGUGACCUCAAUGGAGCCAUUCCUGAAGAAAUUCUUCCCUGAGGUCUACACAAACAUGAACUCCAAUACAUUAGUCAGCAACUACUGCAAAUUCGACAGCCAGCUCUUGACCGCUUUCUCUUCCUCAAUCUACGUAUCUGGCCUCAUCGCCUCUUUCUUUGCUUCGCGCGUCACUAUGGAAUAUGGCCGCAAGCGCUCUAUCAUCUGCGGUGGAAUUGCGUUUUUCAGUGGGGCCGCCAUUGGCGGCGCCGCCGAAAACCUCUACACGCUGAUGAUCGGACGCCUCCUUCUCGGAGUUGGAGUCGGUUUUGCCAACCAAGCUGUCCCGCUCUACUUAUCUGAAAUGGCUCCCUCGAAAUACAGAGGAGCCUUCAACUUCAGUUUCCAAUGCUUCCUCAGCAUCGGGAGCACGGGCGCAUUCCUCCUCAACUACGUCACCUCCAAAAUCAGCGGCGAUCUCGGGUGGCGAAUUUCUCUGGCGACAGCUCUCGUCCCUGCAUCCGUCCUCAUCCUCGGCACCCUAUUCCUCCCCGAGACCCCCAACAGCCUUAUCCAGCGUGGGGAGGACGCCAGGAAGCUCCUCCAGAAAAUCCGUGGGACGGAUGACGUGGACGCUGAGCUGGACGACCUCCUCUCCGCCACGUACGCGGCCCAGCAGAUGAAGGCCCCGUUUGGGAAAAUCCUGAAGAGGCGUUACCGACCUUACCUCGUGAUGGCGGUGGCGAUCCCCUUCUUCCAGCAGAUGACUGGGAUUGCGGUUAUCUCUUUCUAUGCCCCAAUCCUGUUUCGGACGAUCGGGUCGGACGAGAGCGGGUCCCUCAAGUCGUCACUCAUCACGUCCUCCCUCGGGAUUUUCUCCACCGCGCUCUCGUCCCUUCUCGUGGAUCGUGUGGGUCGGCGGGUGAUAUUUGUUGUUGGUGGGGCCCUCAUGUUGGCCACCCAGCUGGCGAUCGGGGGAAUCAUGGCCGAGAAGCUCGGCGACUACGGAGUGCUGAGCCCGGGCUACAACGCGGCGAUCGUGGUCCUGAUAUGCGUCUACGUGACGGCGUUCGGGUUCUCGUGGGGCCCGCUCGGGUGGCUUGUGACCAGCGAGAUCUUCCCGUUGGAGAUACGUUCGGCGGGGCAGAGCAUAACUGUGGCGGUCAGCUUCUUGUUCAGUUUCGUGAUAGGGCAGGUGUUUUUGGCGAUUCUGUGUCAUCUUAAGUCGGGGACCUUCUUUUUCUUCGGGGGAUGGGUGGCGUUGAUGACGGGUUUCGUUUUCUUUCUGUUGCCGGAGACGAAGAAUGUGCCGAUCGAGAAGAUGGAUAGGAUAUGGAGGGAGCACUGGUUUUGGAGGAGGUAUAUGAGUUAUGAUGAAGAUGAUUUGGAGUGGAUGGGAGGCGACAUUGAGGAGCCCUUUUUGAAAUUCGUUCACACUCUUGUUACGAGGAAAGCAAUUCUUGUUACUAAGGAUGAUGUGGGUUUAAUUUUAUCUAAAGAAGUUCACUACAGUACUCUAAAUGGAGAUGCUAAAAUUCAGAGUGGUGAAGUUUUGUACAAUACUAUAGGCAGGCAUCACUUUGAUCGGCCUUACUGCACUCGGAGGUGCGGCCGAGAAUCUUUUCAUGCUUAUGUUUGGUUGUGUUUUGCUCAGAAUUCGAGUUGGCUUUACCAACCAUCUGUCCAUUUGCAAAUGGAGCUGGAAGAGUCAUUGUUGACAAUUCUCUUGGCAUAG
Molecule: messenger RNA, 2046 nt
Organism: Striga asiatica
Lineage: Eukaryota; Viridiplantae; Streptophyta; Magnoliopsida; Lamiales; Orobanchaceae
Source: the annotation of a GenBank genome assembly